AUGCUGGUCCCCGCCUUUGUUCUCGGGCGGGAGCCGAGACAUGCGCGGCUGACGAUGGAAGUGGAGGACUCGGGCGGCGUGGUGCUGACCGCCUACCACUCGUACGCUCGCUCCCAGCCGCCGAGCUCCGAGCCGCGGUGCGCGCCCGGGGCCGCCGCCAGCCACACGGGCAGCAGAAAAUCCAUUCCUCGCUGCCGAAGAAUUAACAGGAUGCUCUCGAAUGAAUCCCUACAUCCUCCUGCGUUCAGCCGCUCCAACUCACAAGCCUCCGUAGACAGUGCCUCCAUGGAGGAUUUCUGGCGGGAAAUAGAAAGUAUUAAAGAGAACAGCAUGGGAGGGCAGGAUGAGCAGAUACCAGCUGAGGUCAAGCCUGUGGAUGAAGGAGAACUUGAAGCAGAGUGGUUGCAAGAUGUGGGUUUAUCAACCCUGAUCUCUGGUGAUGAAGAGGAGGAUGGCAAAGCCUUGCUCUCCACAUUGACUCGAACCCAAGCAGCUGCAGUGAAAAAGAGAUACAAUACUUACACACAAACCAUGAGAAAAAAGAACAAGCAAUCUGUCCGGGAUGUCAGAGACAUCUUUGGAGUCAGCACUUCUCCUCCAGAUGAUUUUUCUUGUAUCCCAACUCCUCUUUUGGAUGCGACCCUGGAUGAAGAAGGAAUAUCAGCAGUCCCCUCCAGAAAUGGCCUACUGCCAGGUGAUACCUGUGACAGUCAUACUACUCGGGAGGAAAAAGAGCUGCCUGUAAUUACCAACACAAGCGGUUCCUUGCCAGAUGAUGCUUCUCUCAACAGUACUCCUUUGUCAGACGGGUCCCAGGAUGAAGAAGGGAAGUUUCCACUUUCCAGGAGUGGCUCUGUGUCUAUCCUUGAGACUAUUCCAGAUAUACCAGUUCAUUCCAAUGGAUCGGCAGACCCUGGACAGUCAGUUCAGAAUGCAGUGAGUGAUGAUGAUUAUCUGGAAAAGAACAUUCCACCAGAAGCUGAAGAGCUGUCCUUUGAAGUAUCUUACUCAGAAAUGGUUACAGAGGCUCCAAAAAGAAAUAAAUUUAAGAAGUCAGAUUUUAAGAAAGAAGACUAUGUUUUUACUAAAUUUAUUGUUCAGAAAACCAGAUUUGGCCUAACUGAAGCAGGAGAUCUAUCUGCUGAAGACAUGAAGAAAAUCCGCCACCUCUCUCUGAUUGAAUUGACAGCAUUUUUUGAUGCCUUUGGAAUUCCACUGAAGAGAAACAAAACAGAGAAAGUCAAAGGAAGAGACAAUGGGAUUUUUGGAGUUCCCCUUACAGUCCUGCUGGACAAUGACCGAAAGAAGGACCCUGGAGUAAAAGUUCCCCUUGUAUUACAAAAAUUUUUCGAGAAAGUUGAGGAAUCGGGUUUGGAAUCUGAAGGAAUUUUUCGACUCUCAGGGUGUACUGCCAAAGUCAAGCAAUACCGUGAAGAACUGGAUGCCAAGUUUAAUGCUGACAAAUUUAAAUGGGACAAAAUGUGCCACAGAGAAGCUGCAGUGAUGUUGAAAGCCUUUUUCAGAGAAUUACCCACUUCUCUCUUCCCUGUGGAAUAUAUACCCGCCUUCAUCACUCUAAUGGAAAGAGGGCCUCACAUCAAAGUACAGUUUCAAGCUUUACACCUCAUGGUCAUGGCACUGCCUGAUGCCAACAGGGACACAGCCCAGGCCCUCAUGACAUUCUUUAAUAAAGUGAUUGCCAAUGAAUCCAAAAACCGAAUGAGUAUAUGGAACAUUUCAACUGUAAUGGCACCAAACCUUUUCUUCAGUAGAAGCAAACAUUCUGAUUAUGAAGAAUUACGGUUAGCAAACACUGCAGCCCACAUCAUCCGCUUAAUGCUUAACUACCAGAAAAUACUGUGGAAGGUCCCAUCUUUCUUAAUCACUCAAGUCAGAAAAAUGAAUGAAGCCACCAUGUUAUUAAAGAAGCAGCUCCCAAGUGUCAAAAAGUUGCUGAGGAGGAAAACCAUAGAACGAGAGGUUACCAGCCCUAAAACUUCAAAGGUACUACAAAAAUCACCCUCUUUAAGAAGAAUGUCUGACGUGCCGGAAGGAGUCAUAAGAGUCCAUGCUCCACUUCUGUCGAAGGUGUCCAUGGCCAUUCAACUCAAUAGUCAAACCACAGCCAAAGACAUACUGGCAAAAUUUCAAUAUGAGAACAGUCAUGGUUCUUCAGGAUGCAUUAAAAUUCAGAACCAAAGGUUAUAUGAAAUUGGAGGAAAUAUAGGACAGCAUUGCUUGGAUCCAGAUGCUUACAUUUUGGAUGUAUAUCGUGUCAAUCCUCAAGCAGAAUGGGUGAUCAAACCCCAACCAAGUUUUUGAAAUACGCCCAAGAUGGCAG
Messenger RNA from Pteronotus mesoamericanus, 2341 nucleotides. RefSeq names its product Rho GTPase activating protein 28 (gene ARHGAP28). Gene Ontology annotation, cellular component: cytoplasm. The record is from RefSeq and is a predicted model, not a curated record. Bases 1 to 2322 code for a protein of 773 amino acids. Gene Ontology annotation, molecular function: GTPase activator activity. Gene Ontology annotation, biological process: signal transduction; negative regulation of stress fiber assembly; regulation of actin filament polymerization. The transcript is spliced from 19 exons. NCBI's taxonomy places the organism in Eukaryota, Metazoa, Chordata, Mammalia, Chiroptera, Mormoopidae.